AUGUUCUUCAGGUUAUUCUUAUUUCUCUCUGUUGCUUCUGUUUCUUUAGCUGCGGGAAAUGUCUGCAAAACCGGUAAUAUAGUCAACCGUCUUGUGAACUCCCAACCUUACUACUGGCCAGCCACGUGGAAUGAAACUCAGACAGCUCCUGCUCUGGAGAUGGGACAGACUUGCAGUUGGACUGUAACUAUUCCACAGGGGUACUACGCGAAGUUGAUAAUCAAUGGGCAGACUCAAGACUCAACGUCGAUAUUUCAGACAAUUGAUGCUGCUGGAAAUUUGAUGAGAACAAGUCAAGAAGGAAUGCAGCCAUAUUACUUCCCACCAUCCAAGUUUUCGGUUACUGUAUCGAAUCAAGCUGCAGCUACGUUCGCAUUCAGAAUCGAAUGGAAACUUCUCCCAACUAACCCCACUCUCUACACUCAGAUCAGCGCAAUCGCAGAAGUAAUCAAUGCCACAAACAAAGAAUACUAUAUUGUAUAUGAUUCAAAUAGUGGAGUCUCUCUGCUCCCCUUCCCAGAAGACAUCAAUAAUUAUUACUCUCUGAGGAGUACACUCAUCUUUGACGGUGGAAGCAUUCAAAGGGGAGGAAAUUAUGUUGGAAAUCUUUUCCUUAUCUAUCAGUCUGGAAACCAAUACAUCACAAGUAAUGGUUUUGAUAGUGUGGUGAUUGUCAAUCUAGAAGCCAGCAACAACACUGACCGACUAUUGAUCCAAGAAUCUAUAUACGUGAAAAAUCUCCAUUACGUUGAGUUGGUUCCCGUCCCGAAUUCUCAGUAUAAAGCGACUUUAAAUAGUCAAGCUAGAACAUCUGCCUUGGUUUCAACAUUAUAUAUUAAACAGACACUCAUUGAUAUUCAGAUGGAUGAUAACGCAAAUAUCACUGUCGCUUAUGGAACCCCAGAUCCAAUGGUCUAUGAUAAGACUUAUACAGGACUGGAUUUCAAAAAACUACUUCCAAUCAUGUAUGAGACACCAGUACUUACAUUUGUUCUCGACAGUGGAGUUGCUGUGUUCACUUUUCAAGCAUAA
Molecule: messenger RNA, 1032 nt
Organism: Caenorhabditis remanei
Lineage: Eukaryota; Metazoa; Nematoda; Chromadorea; Rhabditida; Rhabditidae
Exons: 8
Coding region: 1-1032 (343 amino acids)
Source: RefSeq, a predicted model, not a curated record